ACUAGACAGAACAGAGAUGAUAGCCACAAAGAGAUACAAGCCGCUCCAGGAUCUACACUGUCAAGAAUCACAGGGAAACAAAAAGCUCCACACAAUAUACUUAGAAAUGUCUGUAUAUUAUACUUAGACACAAAAAAAAAACGAUUUACAACUUGGAUGCUUUGAAGUAAUUCUUAUCAUAAGGACCAUUGGAGGGGCAUGGAAUCAUCUCCAAAUGGGAGAAGACUUUGGGCUCAAACCAGUUUCUUAGCAUGCCCAGGAUGCCUUUGUCUUGCCUGAGUCAACCGCUGUCCCUAAUGGAAUCUGGCUACUACUCAGAGAUGGAGAGUCUGGAGCCGGUGCCUGCCCAAACCGUGGACACCCCUGGCACCUUCAGCCAAGAGCUGGUCCACAGAAGCAAGGCAGGCCGAGGCAGAGCCAGCGCCACCGGUCGCAGGAAGCGCGAGUUCAUCUCUGACGAGAAGAAAGACGCCAGCUACUGGGAGAAGAGGCGCAAGAACAACGAGGCUGCCAAGCGGUCGCGGGAGAAGAGGAGGAUCAGCGACAUGGUGCUGGAGAACCGCGUGCUGGCGCUGAACGAGGAGAACGUCCGCCUGAAGUCAGAGCUGCUGUCUCUGCAGCUGAGGUUCGGCCUGAUCUCCACUGCUGCAUACGCGGAGAAGAGUCGACAGCUGUCAGGGUCGGCAGGGAGUUCCUACUACACUGGAUAUUCCACUGUCCUCCUCCAGUCUGACUCCUCGGAGGCCGAGCACCCCAGCCGAGGGGGCGGGUUCGCAUCCCUCAGCAAGUAUUCGCCCAGGGGCUCCCUCUCCGAUACUUCCGAUGGAUCGUUGAGCACUGGGAACAGCCCGGGGCCCAUGAUUCAAGGGGACAGCAGGCAAGAUGAGAACUCAAUGGACAAGGACCUGAUGAGAGACAUCAAGGAGGCCAUGAAUGCCCAGGUCCCCUUCGGAGAGUCAGCGUCCCUGCUAAGGAGCUACCAUGAUAUUGAGUUUGUAAAUUACAAAGAGCCACUGAAGUACAACUUUGCAGCCAGGGACAUUAUUCGGUACGGGACUCAAGGCUGCGUGGAAACUGCAGACUCUCAUACUGCCCAUCUGGAUGACUUCCUUCUUCUGUCUGCCGUGCCCCAGGCCAACGGGAAUGGCAGAACAGAUUACCCACAGGGAGGGGUCCACGCUGCACCCGCGCCCUCGAUGGUGGUGGAAGGUCAGCGCCAGGUGCCUCCGAGCGACGUGGCCCAGUGGUGCACUCACCGGCCGCCGGCCCCGCGGACCCAGGAGGAGCCGGCGGGCAAUUACCCGCUGGGAGGCUAUGUAGCUGAACUGUGUCCAGGGUCCGGUCGCGAGUACCCGGUCAUUGAGCGGCUGGUGCGCGCCAGUCCUCAGAGAUCCCUGAGCACGAGCGAGGCGGGUGAACGCACCGCAGUCCCGAACCUGGAUGAGGUUCCACAAUGUUCCCUCACCCGGAGCUUUCCCGCUGGGAAGCAGGAGACAUCAGAAUGUUCCCCUGUGCUCUUUUCUGUCAUUAAGACGCCCGAGGUUCUCGAUCAAGGCCUGAUGGCAUAUUCCGGUGUCGCUGCGGACAAGGUAUCAGAUGGUGCCCUUUCCGAAGGUUCGGACAGUGACAGCCAAGACAAGGCAGACAGGGCCGGCCUCAGCGAUGCAGCGCACGCUGACUCCCCCCAGGUGCUCAGGAGAAUGGCCCUCCCUCACAAGCUCCGCCUGAAAGCCAGAGCCAUGAUUCAGGGUGGCGAGCAAGAUAACGGGCAGGACCUUCCACAGCACGAUGCUGAUCAGGGGGCUUCACUGCUGGGGGGCAACGGUUUCCAUCACAAUGGGUGCAUCAUGAGGGGUUACACUCCAGGUCAGGGGAAGGGAGAUCUCUGGAGUGAAUCGGAGCAUCUAGUCACUAAGGCAUCACAGUGCACUGCAGGAGGGGUAAGCCAGUUUGAACAACCUCCUCCCAAAGGGUCUAUUAAUCUCCAGAGCAACCAAAUCUCCACAUCAAAGGGUCCCGACCUUCACACUGUAGGCGUAGCCUGUUUUAGGAAAUUAGAAGGGAAUGCCACACAGGCAGUUGAAAUGUCACCACCCCACCAGGGCUACAGUUUAACCAGCCCCACUUAAGGACAAAACAUGCAGGAACAUGGCUACAGAGAAGUGAAAUAAGGAUGGUGGUUCAUCUGAACGUCCGAGGCUACUAAAUAGCAGCAAUGUCUCCAUGUAGCAGAUCUCUUCUCAUCUUCUUGCUGUGCACCAGGACAAAAAAUGUUAGGAAUUGUCCAUCUCUCGACGCAGGUCAGCAUCAGAGUUGCGUGCUGGACCAGACUUGGUGUAUUCAUAUCCUUUACUGUUUCAGGGACUGAUGCACAUCAAUCAGACGAUUUUUUUAUUUAUUGUUUUUUAUUUAUUUAGCAAUACAGCGCAGAAUAGGCCCUUCUGGCCCUUCAACCUAUGCUGUCCAGCAGCCCCAACGACCUCGAUUUAACCCUAACCCAAUCACAGGGCAAUCUACAAUGAUCGAUAAACCUUACUAGUUCAUCUUUGGAGUGUGGGAGGAAACCAGAGCACCCAGAGGAAACCCACACAUUCCACGGGGAAGACUUACCAAACUCCUUACCGAGGAUGCCGGGAUUGAACCCUCAAACUUCAACACCCCAAAGCUGUAAUAGCGUCACGCUAACCACUACGUCAGGAUGGAAAAAGAGCCAUCACCUCUCUUCAUCAGGACUGAGGAGACAAAUCGCACCAAGCAAUAGACAGCCUGCAUUCCUGUGUCUUUUAGCCAGAUCUGUCAAGGUCUAAACACAGAACCAGCAAGGCGGCAAGACCGUACCUUGUUGAGCGUAAACUGCCUGUACUCUAGUCAUCAUUCAUUCCGAGGUGUCAGUGUGGUUUUGUCGGCUGAACUCAUGCCCAGGCAUUGAGAGAUUGUAGAAAAUCAGAAAUUAAUGAGGCGGAUAGAAGGAAUUUGUAAAACGAGCUUCAUUGUGCUGUUUCUCAUGAUUGGUGUUCACACCUUAAAGUUCCUAGCAACUGUUUCAGACGCAGUGGCAUCUGUCCAUAUGUACUCAACAGUUUCAUUACAAGUCUCAAUGGCGUGCUUCCCAGUCACAGUCGAAGCCAGAACGAGAGCUGGUUUUCAUUCUGCUUGUGGGCUACUGCCAGCCAACACACAGUCUUUCUGCACAAACUCUUCCUAAAUACUUGUGUAUUUCUGCCAUAAACAGCUUAUAAUUUCCAUCUCAAUAGCCCAAUUGAUAUACAGCAGAGGGUGUAGACAAUAGGGGCAAUUCAGCCAGGCAGCAUCCGUGGAGAGGGAACUUGGACGAAAGUUUCAAGUCAAUGACGUAUUCUGGGUUGGUCUGGUCCACAAGGUACAGAUACUGAAUCUAUGGUUACAGUCACAGAUAUUGGGUUGAUAAGUCUGUCAUAUUGAAAGGCUGAGAUAGAGUGGACAUGGAAGGUAUGUUUCCUAUAGCAGGGGAGUCUAGGAUCACAGGUCUCAGCCUCAGAAUAGGAUUUCUCUUUAGAACAGAGAUAAGGAUUCCUUUAGGCAGAGGCUGGUGAAUCUAAGGAAUACAUCACCACAGAUGGCUUUGGAGUCCAAGUCUGUGAGAGUGUUUAAAGCGGAGGUUGAUAGGUUCUCAAUUAGUAAAAGUGCCAAAGGGAGAAGGCAGGAGAAUGGGCUUGAGAGGGAUAAUGAAUCAGACAUGACCAAAUGGUAGAGCAGACUCACAGGCCUAAUGGUCUAAUUCAACUCCUAUGUCUUAUGGUCUCAUGGUUUUACUGUAUAUGAGUUGGAGGGUCCUCCCUACAAUUUCUACGAUAACAAAAACAGAAAAUGUUGGAAAAAUAAAUGGAGCUUGAACUGAAAUGUCAACCUUGCUAUUCUUUCCGCAGGUGCUGCCUGACCUUUUGGGUGUUUCCAACACUUUAUUUCAGAUCCACAGCAGCUGCGUCCUUCUUGCUUCCGAGUCCUACCAUCUCUAUCCCACUGAGGCCGCAUUCCCCCACACAGAGUCUGUGUUGUCCCAGACACCGUAUCCUCACCACGUUAACUCUAACGCGCACCUCUUUGGAGUGUGGGAGGAAACCGGGGCGGCCGGAGCAAACACACACACUCACAGGGAGAAACAUACACACUCCUGACAGACAGUGGUGGAAAUUGAACCCUGACUGCUGAUCACUGGCGCUGUAGAGUGUUAACACGGAAAUGCUUCAUUUUAUUUUUGCUGUUGCAAGAAACAGCUUAUCAAUGACUGGUCGCAUACAGUAGACACCAUGCAAAGUGAAGAUCCCAAAGUUGAAAAGGAAGAUUUCCAAAGCACCAUUUUGUCCAUUUUACACAAGUUGACUUUAGAAUCGGAAUCAGGUUUUGUAUCCCUGGCGUAUGUCAUGAAAUUUUUUGUUUCUGUUUUGCGGCAGCAGUACAAUGCAAUACAUAAUUUAAAAUACCUGCAAAUUACAAUAAGAAAUAUGCGCACAUUAUAUAUGUUUAAAUUAAAUAAGCAGUGCAAGAAGGGAGAGAAAUAUAUCAUGAGGUUGUGUGCGUGGGUUCAUUAUCCACUCAGAAAUCUGGUGGCGGUGGGGAGAAAGCAGCACAGAGUGCAUGACCUCGGGCUCUGUACCACCUGCUUGAUGGUACAAGGAGAAGUGGGCGAGUCCCAGGUCCCAGGUGCUUCGCCGAGAACCUCCGCUCCGUCCGCCCGCCACAACAGACAGGAUCUCCCGGUGGCCGCCCACUCCAACUCUGCUUCCCACUCCCAUUCAGGUAUGUCCAUACAUGGCCUCCUCUACUGCCAUGAUGAGGCUAAACUCGGGUUGGAGGAGCAACACCACGUAUACCGUCUAGGUAGUCUCCAGCCCCUUGGUAUGAACAUAGAAUUCCUCAACUUCCAGUAAUUCCCUCCCCCUCCCUUCCCCUAUCCCUAUGUCACUCUGCCUCCUCCCCCAGCUGCCUAUCACCUCCCUCAUGUUUCCGCCUCCUUCUACUACCCAUUGUGUUUUCCCCUAUUCCUUCUUCACCUUUCCUGCCUAUCACCUCCCUGCUUCUCCUACCCCACCCCUUUAUCUUUCCCCUUACUAGUUUUUCACCCGGAACCUACCAACCUUCUCCUGCCCACCCUCCCCCUCCCCCCACCUUCUUGAUAGGGCCUCUGCCCCUUCCCUCUACAGUCCUGACGAAGGGUCUCGGCUCGAAAUGUUGACUCACCGUUUCAUAGAAACAUAGAAAAUAGGUGCAGGAGUAGGCCAUUCGGCCCUUCGAGCCUGCACCGCCAUUUAUUAUGAUCAUCGCUGAUCAUCCAACUCAGAACCCUGCACCAGCCUUCCCUCCAUACCCCCUGAUCCCCGUAGCCACAAGGACCAUAUCUGACUCCCUCUUAAAUAUAGCCAAUGAACUGGCCUCAACUGUUUCCUGUGGCAGAGAAUUCCACAGAUUCACCACUCUCUGUGUGAAGAAGUUUUUCCUAAUCUCGGUCCUAAAAGGCUUCCCCUCUAUCCUCAAACUGUGACCCCUCGUUCUGGACUUCCCCAACAUCGGGAACAAUCUUCCUGCAUCUAGCCUGUCCAAUCCCUUUAGGAUUUUAAACGUUUCAAUCAGAUCCCCCCUCAAUCUUCUAAAUUCCAACGAGUACAAGCCCAGUUCAUCCAGUCUUUCUUCAUAUGAAAGUCCUGCCAUCCCAGGAAUCAAUCUGGUUUCCUCUGAUGCUGCCCGACCUGCUGAGUUCCUCCAGCGUGUUGUGAGUGUUCCCGGGUGAUAAGCGUCCUUGAUGAUGGAUGACACCUUUUCGAGGCAUCGCCUUUUGAAGAUGUCCUCGAUGCUGGGGUGUGUUGUGCCCACGAUGGAGCCAGCUGAGUUUUCAACUUACGGCAGACUUUUACGAUCCUGUGCAGUGGUCCCUCCAUUCCAGAUGCCGAUGCAACCAGUUAGAAUGCUCUCCACGGUACAAGUAUAGAAAUUUGGUAGAGUCUUUGGUUACAUAAUAAACUUCUUCAAAGCCCCUAAUGAAAUAUAGUCACUAUCGUGUCUUUUUUUUUAAUUGCAUCAAUUUGUUGGGCUCAGGAUAGAUCUUCAGAGAUGUUGACACCCAGAAGCUUGAAACUGCUCACUCUUUCCCCUGUUGAUCCCUCAAUGAGAAAAAUUUGAAAGCAUCAUUUUGUCCAUUUUACAAAACUUAAUGUCCCAAUCUACUUCAAAUCACAUAGUUGGAAUAGGUUCUCCAGUGGCUUUGCUGUGCGGAGGCAAAAAUGCAUAAACACGAGAGGUUCUGCAGGUGCUGGAAAUCAGGAGCAAAAUGCUGGAGGAAUUCAACAGGUCACGCAGCGUCUAUGGAGAGGAAUAGUUGACAUUUCAGCCUGACGCCCUUCUUCAGGAGUAUCAAAGGAUCCUGGCCUGAACUGUUAGCAAUAAUUUCAUUGUGUAUCCAGCGACUGACACGCUGUCUCCUGUAUUGCAAACACACUGGCAUCACAGUGGCUCCUGCCACUGAACCAGUCCCCAGGCCUGAGCGAGUCUGCUCCACACACUGAGAGAAGCCAGUUACUCUCAUUUUCAAAAGGACUUUACUUCCGUAAGUUUUGUCUUAAACCUACUUGAGUGUUACUGCACACUGAAUUGUCCAUGAGCCAGUAGAACUGUACGAAGGUUCAGAACAUUGUUAAUUUUUAAACACGCAUUUCUUAAAAUUUUUUGACACAUUGGCCUUCAUAAAUCAGAAUAUUGAGCGCAGGAGUUGGAUGUUAUGUUGAAAUUGAGCAAGGCUCUGAUAAGGACUAAUUUGGUGCAUUGUGUGCAGUUUUGGUCAUCUACUGACAGGAAUGAUACGGAUAAAAUAGGAAGUGUAUAAAGGAUGCUGCCUGGACUUGAGUUAUAGGGAAAGUUUGAAUUGAUUAGAACUUUAUUCCCUGGAGUGUAGGAGAAUGAGGGGAGAUUUGAUGGAGGUAUUUAAAAUGAUGAGUGGUAUCAAUAGGGAAAAUGCAAGCAGCUUUUUCCACUGAGGUUAGGUGAGACUAGAGCUAGAGGUCAUGGGUUAAGGGUGAAAGGUGAAAUGUUUAAAGGAGAACUUCUUCACUCAGAGGAUGGUGCAAGUGUCGAAAAAGCUGCCAAAGUGGAGGAUGUGGGUUCAAUUUCAAUAUGUGAAGGAUAUUUGGAUAAGUUUCUGAAUGGGAGGGAUAUGGUCCAGAAGCUGGUCGAUGACACAGACUAGUUGACCCGAACGGUCUGUUUCUGCACUAGAGAGCUCAAUGACUUUAUGACUAUUUUUGGAUAAGUCUAAGUAAGAUAACCUGGUGCAGUAUGAUUCAAGACAGCUGAAACUUGGUUUAAUCCAAAUAUUAUUAAUGGCAUUUUUAAAGUCAUUUUUAAUGUCGACCCACUUCUGUAAGAGUGAAAGUGACCUGUAUAGAACCAUUUAUUGUUGCACGGUGGUCAUAACUUUGCUUUAAAAAUUAAUGACCCUUAAGAAAUAUCUCUUCGUGGACAUCUGUUAUGAGAAAACUUCAUUAAGAGUGUCCCCUUGAACCAACUCAGUUGCAGAUAUUUAGCAAGGAAAUUAACUUGGUUUUGGAGGGAUGACCUAAACUGACAAGAAACCUGAUAGAAGCUUGAAUGUAUAAUUUGCAUUUGUGAUUCCUGGAAUUUACUUAGUAGCUUUGUACGAAUUGGAAUGUCAGGGGUGUAGGAUUCACCUUGGGCUGGUCGGUCACCAUGAAGGUGCAAGGAACAACUUCAGGAGAAUACAAUUAACCUAACCCCAGUGGUCUUGGGUUGAGGGUGUCCCCACCAUAAGGAAUUAUGGUUGGACAGUUGCAGAGGUUUCAUCAGAACAUUGAGGUCUGGGCUGUCUCCAGUCAACGGUGGGGCCCGUCAAUGGUCCUCUUUCCAACACCAAAGUCAAUUUGGAGAUUCAGCAUGGUGAUAGGUCCUUCCAGCCCAAAGCACCCUCUCUGUGACCAGUUAACCUGCUGACCCAUGCAUCUUUGGAAUAUGGGAGGGAAUUGGAGCACCCGGAGGAAACCCACGCAGUCACAGGGAGAACGUACAAACUCCUUACCAGCCACAGUGGAAUUCAACCUAGAUCGCGUUGUGAUAUGACUACUCUACUGUGCCACCCACUUUAAACAGGGCUCGUCCGGGAUGAAGGGAUGUCAAUCACCUUUACACGUCAUUCAUUCUGAAUACCCAAAUAUCAACCGCAUUUUGACAUUUGUUUGCCCUUGCUGGGGCAGUGUGUCAGAACGUGAAUCCUGAAAUGAGUACAUAGAGAUUAAACUGUACUGUACCAAAAAAAAAACAUUACCUCUUUCAUGGCCAAAGAAAACAAUCAUAAAAACUACUUUGCUCCUCUAAUAUUUGGAUAACCUAUUGCAUCCAAACACCUGACCAGCUGUUUGGUGUAGCAGUUUCCACUGGUCAGAUAACCAGGUCAUUCU
This is a messenger RNA of Mobula hypostoma (lesser devil ray), 8438 nucleotides long. RefSeq lists its product as uncharacterized. Gene Ontology annotation, molecular function: DNA binding; DNA-binding transcription factor activity. The record is from RefSeq and is a predicted model, not a curated record. The transcript has 2 exons. Gene Ontology annotation, biological process: regulation of DNA-templated transcription; circadian rhythm. Gene Ontology annotation, cellular component: nucleus. Lineage: Eukaryota; Metazoa; Chordata; Chondrichthyes; Myliobatiformes; Myliobatidae. The coding region runs from base 252 to 2129 and encodes 625 amino acids.